CGAGCCGAUGAGCGAAGACGACCGGCCCACCGAAGAAGAAUACGCCUCUUCAGGCUCAGAAAUGGGCUUAGGGAGGCUGUACUUCGAACGGGAGGGUAAGUACCACACACAACAGCGUAAGUAUUCCGAAAGGGAACUUUUGUGCGAAAGCAAAGAAGACCCAGACAUAACGCUAACAGUUGAUGCAUCUUCUACAGAUAAACCUUCAUCACUGUAAAGAAGCCUGCCUUGCCCUCCUGGAGCGUCUGGCAGAAGAUCAGCCGGACGUAGUCCUCAUCCAGGAACCCUGGGUACGGAAUGGCGAAAUCUGCGGUCUGAGGACAUCAGGAUAUAAAGUAUACAAGACCAAUGGUGAAGGUACUAAAAGAGCAUGCAUAAUGGCAAAAGCACAUCUUAAUAUAUUUAUGAUUCAAAAUUUCAGUAACGCAGAUACUACGACGGUUAGCUGGGAAGUGAGCGGAAGCAACAUCUGGCUAACCUCGUUCUAUUUUGCCGGAGACGACACAGGUCCACUGCCGUCGCCGCUAAUAAGAAGUCUUGUGGAAGACUGCAAAGCACACAACCGCAAACUAGCCCUAGGAGGUGAUGCCAAUGCCCACCAUACCGUAUGGGGGAGCUCGGAUACAAACGAACGAGCUUCUUACAAGCAAAAAGAAAACAAGAAAUUAGUAAAAUCAGACGAAGCAGCGCGUAACCGAAAGCAACACCAGAAGCGAGGCAAAAGUGCAAAUAAAAUCAGUUGUUCAGUGAUCUCAUCACCGCAAAAACAAAUUAUUUUAAACCGGCUGAGGCGUACACGAAUUUUGCUUUUCCUUUUACAUAGCUAUAAAUAGUAAACAACCACUGAGAAAUGUUGCUCUUAAAAUCCGUUCGAAAAGCGCCAACCCUGGUUAGUACAACAACAGCCAGAAUUAGUGGCCCAAGUCUAGUGGCAAGUCUUGAACAACACAGGAACUUGAUUCUUACAAACAAAGUAUUGUCCAAUGGAUUGACCGGUGCACCGACAGCCGUUCGUUUCUAUGCGGAUGAUGCCAAGCGGGAACAACAGAGCUCCAGAUCGACACCAAAUGCCCCAGCCCUCAGUUUGCCAGAUCGUAAACAAGUAGAAAGAUUCUUUUUUCGUGUGCUUGCACUUAUUUGGGAUAUAAGCGUAUGGACUUAUUUUAAUACCAAAAAAGCUAUUGAUACCCACAUUGUAGCCAAUGAUUCCGUACAAUGGUAUUGGAGGCGAUUGCAUGAACGAAUGGAGCAGGCUAAGAAGGAGUGGUGAAUUGUGUGUCGAUUUCGAAGAGCCUGAAACAUUUACACAUUUACAUUUAUAAAUGUCGACAAGAAGACAUUGUCACUCAUUAUUUUUAUGUGAAGUUCACUUUCAUUUUUAGUUAGCUAUUACAUAUUAUGUAUUUGAGUGGACGAUCUUAAUAUUUAGUACUCAUGUUACAAUUUUUAAUAUUAAA
This is a messenger RNA of Anastrepha obliqua, 1457 nucleotides long. RefSeq lists its product as uncharacterized. Bases 183 to 833 code for a protein of 216 amino acids. The transcript is spliced from 4 exons. Gene Ontology annotation, molecular function: catalytic activity. Lineage: Eukaryota; Metazoa; Arthropoda; Insecta; Diptera; Tephritidae. The record is from RefSeq and is a predicted model, not a curated record.